Messenger RNA from Lolium perenne, 1928 nucleotides. Its product is annotated as probable peptide/nitrate transporter At3g43790. NCBI's taxonomy places the organism in Eukaryota, Viridiplantae, Streptophyta, Magnoliopsida, Poales, Poaceae. Gene Ontology annotation, molecular function: transmembrane transporter activity. Gene Ontology annotation, biological process: transmembrane transport. The record is from RefSeq and is a predicted model, not a curated record.
AGUGGCCAAGCGAGCAGAGACAAGCAGUAUCAAAAGGCGCAUUCUUCUCCAGAGUCGCGCCGCCAUCCUCCUUCUCCUUCUGCGCCCGCACUCCGGCCGCUUCCCUUUGCUCGCCGCCUCACCGGCGGCCGGGAGAGAUGGGCAAAGAUGGACUCGGCGGCGACGGGCCGGAGGUGCCGCUGCUGCUGAAGAAGACGCACGUCCACGGCAACUGCCCCGGGUGCAGGCUUGACCGGAGGAAGGAGACGCGGACGGGGGUGCCGUACACCGAGUUCGCCUGCAUGUGGCUCGUCACCGUCUGCUCCACCUUGCCGAUACAGUCCUUGUUCCCCUUCUUGUAUUUUAUGAUAAGGGACCUGCACAUUGCUAAACAAGUGGAAGAUAUUGGAUUUUAUGCUGGUUUUAUUGGCGCAUCAUAUAUGAUUGGUAGAGCACUUACCUCUACAGUAUGGGGAAUCGUGGCCGAUAAGCAUGGGAGGAAACCUGUUUUUGUAAUUACCCUUAUUGCAGUAAUUAUAUUGAAUACACUAUUUGGACUCAGCUCCAGUUAUUGGAUGGCAUUGACCACAAGAUGUUUGCUUGGGCUGUCGUCGGGUAUGCUGGGACCAAUUAAGGCUUAUGCUACAGAAGUAUGCCGGAAAGAAUAUAGUCACCUAGCUUUAUCGCUUAUUUCUUCCUCACGUGCUAUAGGCCUCAUUGUUGGACCAGCCAUCGGUGGUUAUCUUGCACAGCCAGCAGAUAAAUAUCCAGGCAUAUUCUCUCAACAAUCCAUAUUCGGGAGGUUUCCAUACUUUCUCCCCUGCCUAUGUAUAUCAGUCCUUGCCAUCGUUGCUUUAAUUUCUUGCAUCUGGCUUCCGGAAACUUUGCAUAAACACAAUCAACCUGCGGAUUCAAAUAAUUCAAUUGAAGUCGUAGAAGAAUCUGUAUCUGAACCUAAUGCUGAGGAAAGUGGUGGUGGAUAUUGGAGUUUAUUCACAAACUGGCCAUUGAUGUCCUGUAUCACUGUAUAUUGUAUUUUCUCUCUUCAGGAUGUAGCUUAUGCAGAGGUAUUUUCUCUUUGGGCUGUCAGUGACAGGAAGUAUGGUGGAUUAAACUUUACUUCUACAGAUGUGGGCAAUGUCCUUGCACUCUCAGGCUUCUGCCUCCUAAUAUAUCAAAUUUUGAUUUACCCAUCGGUUGCAAAUGCUGUAGAACCUGUCACAUUAGUCCGUGCAACUGCAUUCUUGACACUGCCACUUCUUUCAAGCUAUCCAUUCAUGACUGCAUUAUCAGGGUUCAAUCUUCAGUUGGUAGUUAAUUGUGCAUCUUCUCUGAAGAAUGCUUUCCAAGUAUCUACCAUCACCGUCUGCAAUAUUUUGAUGAAUGAUGCUGUGAGUCAAGACCUAAGAGCAUCAGCGAAUGGCCUUUCUGUAACGUUAAUGUCCAUUUUCAAAGCUAUCGCUCCUGCUGUUGCAGGUAUUAUAUUUUCCUGGGCUCAGAGGCGCCAAACUGCUUCAUUUCUUCCAGGCGAUCACUUGGUGUUCUUCAUGCUAAACACGGCUACAGUCAUCGGUCUUAUAUGCACUUUCGGACCGCACUUUGCUGGGAACAGAAAGAAGCAUUGAUGCAGUUACACUGGGUUACAACCUGGGCAGAACCAGGAUCUAUAUUCUUCUAUCUUGUGAUAUUCUUACCCCUUGAGCAUAGUAUAAUUCGCUGCACGCCGUGUGUUUUUAUUUAUUACUGCGCCCUAUAGGGUUGUUAAGGACAUGGGUGCAAGCAAAGCUGCGCCCUCGAAGACGGGUGAUUUCCGUAUAUGAGAGAAACACGUGGGUGAGGUGGCAUUUUUUUUGUAAUUAUAGCAUGUGUGAUCAGUUCUCCCCUUAAUAAAUAAUCUCUGAUCAGUUUCGAGAUUCCAAAUGGGCCAGAAUCCGCCCGCUUCUCCUCUC